This is a messenger RNA of Chelonoidis abingdonii (Abingdon island giant tortoise), 6560 nucleotides long. RefSeq names its product BCL2 like 11 (gene BCL2L11). Gene Ontology annotation, biological process: meiosis I. Lineage: Eukaryota; Metazoa; Chordata; Testudines; Testudinidae. The record is from RefSeq and is a predicted model, not a curated record.
AAAAAAAAAAGAGAGAAAGAAAAGAAAAGAAAAGAAAAGAUGAGUCUGGAGUCCGUUGUUUUAGGAAGUGCGGCGCUGGAUUCGCGUAGACAUUGUGUACCAAAGGCUGUAGUUGUGGGUUUGGGCUGUGUGUGUGUGCGUGUUAGUGUGGUUGUCUCCGGGGCAUUUUUCACAAAGCGAUAUUGCUUUGUUUGGGUGAGGAGGUUGCAGUGUUUUUAAAGCUGACGUUUUACUACUCCCCUCUCCCUUGAAGUUUGUAGUAGGAAGGAGGAUUUGUUGAGUUAGCAUUAAAAGGGGGGCGGGGGGUGAAGGAGAGCCAGCCCUGUGCAAUCUACAAACUCUAUUGUGACGCACGUACUACAACUGAUUGUUGCUGCCAAACCUCCUCCAGACUUGCUGUGAUCAGCACAUUAGAUAGAACAAUGGGGCUGGAACAGGGAACGUGGCCAGGAGGCUCUGCACAAUCACUGCAAAUACUCUUGCAUUUCAGCACAGAAUCCGAUCCUUUUAUUUAAUCACUUGAGGAAAUCAGAGCUUAUUGCCCUUUUUUUAAUUAACUGAAUCAAAGCUUCAUAUAGAUUUGAAGCGUAAUGGCCUGGCUGAUAAAUUCCACUUUAAAACUAAAUUCCUUUUGUUUGGACAAAGGCUUUUCACAGUUUAUACUUUUGAUGCAGGUAUCCUAGGAGGGGUGGAAACAGCGGACAGGAAACUACCCAUAGAUCUGAUAGCACUUGAUUGUGUUUAGGGUGUAGGGAAAGAAGUGAGUACUUAAAAAGCUAGAAGAAUGUAAGCUGAAAGGCGUAUGCAGUACUACUAGAAUUCUAACAAUGUAAAUAAGGACACUGAGAAUUUAUUGCAAAACUUAUUAGAUAUUAUAGUAUUAUAAUAGAGCCUGGAAAGCUUACUCAUAAUGUCAUCUUCUUUCUUUGCAGGAAAAAAAGACCAAAUGGCAAAGCAACCUUCUGAUCUAAAUUCAGAGUGCAACAGAGAAGGUGGACAGUUUCAGUCAACUGAAAGGCCAAGUCAACCUCAGCAUCUUAGACCUGGGGCCCCUACCUCUAUACAAACACAGUAUCAAGGUAAUCAUUCAGGUGAGGGGGACUUCGCCCAGCAGCCCUCAGGGAGCUCUUCGCCCAGCAGCCCUCAGGGACCAUUUGCACCACCCAGUAGCCCCAGUCCAUUUGCUACCAGAUCCCCACUUUUCAUCUUUGUAAGAAGAUCCUCACUGCUGUCUAGAUCCUCCAGUGGGUAUUUCUCUUUCGACACAGACAGGAGUCCUGCGCCUAUGAGUUGCGACAAGUCCACGCAGACUCCAAGUCCCCCUUGUCAAGCCUUUAAUCAUUAUCUAAGUGCAAUGGGUAAGCAAGAUCAUGCUUCCAGGUGGGAGUCUUCCUCAAUACGUGAAGACAUGCAGCCGGAAAUAUGGAUUGCACAGGAACUGCGGCGUAUUGGAGAUGAGUUUAAUGCUUCCUAUUGCCCAAGAAGGGGUUUCUUGGAUAAUCCAGCAGUAAACCACCAAAUUGUUUUGCGCCUGUUACGUUAUAUCAUCCGCCUCAUUUGGAGACUGCAGUAAUGGAUAUGUACGGAGAGACAUUCUGAGAUUGUCCAGUUAUCACCAGAGUGUCCUUUCCAUACCUUGUGUAUGCAAUUAACAAAUCCUCCUUUUCCUAAAGGACAUACGAGACAUUGGGAGGAGCAGUAGGACUCUGUGUUUGUACAAAAUAUGCACAGACUGUCUCAUUUUGUCUAUCAGAAAACAGAGGUUUUUUAAAUGAGAAUUCACUGUGAACACGUCACGAUGGAUUUUGGAAACGGAUGUAUAAAAGCUUUGUGAAGCAGGACUUUAUGUGAGAGUGGUGUUUACGCUGGUUUUUCUUGAACAUUUAAAAGAUUGAUUUGGAAAGAAAAUGAUCAAACAUUAUUGAAUGAUUUUCAUACUCCAUUUUCUGGAAACCUGUAGACUGAUCUCUGAUAUAUUCUGCAAUGGAGUUAACUGAGCCAGCUAACUUGCAGAGCUGCCUUAGUUUGUUAUAAAAUAACUAUGUACAGAUGUUCCCCCCAGCCCCGCCCCAGCAAGGAGGGGUCAGAUUCAUGCUUUCCCUCCAUUCCUAACUCAUGAAUUGAAGCUAGUUGAAGAAUGGUAGAAGGAUUUGCAUCAGAACUUCAGUUACCCUGCAAAUCUCUACCACCACCCUAAAUUCAACUGUGUGUGUGUCACACACAGCAUACUUCCUGCUGACUGAUUUUAAAUGCAGCUAAGUGCAACUGGUGCGCUCCCCUGAAACUUCCACCCUACUAGCAGGAAUCUCAAAGUUGACCUGAAUUUUGCAACCUAACUGUGAAAAUAUUAUGCUUCAAAAUCCAUACCAAGUUGCCUUUCUAAAAGUUCUUUAUAUCUAAUGAGUCUGGAUAUAUUUGCAUAUUAUAUAACAUAGAAUGUUGAAGGCUGGGGAUAAUAGAACAAUGAAAUAUUUGUGGGGUAAAAGCGUUCCUGAGACACUGCAAUCUUGUCCAAAGUUGGAGGGUUGCAUAACUUCAGAAACUAUUUUAAAUUUCACUUAAUAUUUUACUGUGACUGUUGAUAAACCCAGUUGGUAUUGCUGGUUUUUUAAUGUGUUGGAUUUUUGCUAGAGCUGGCUUUGUACUUAAGAUCUAUUCUGAGAGAUGCAAGGAACUAACAGACAUUAACAGUUGAACAUGUGGACUGCUGACUGUGUUACAUCCAUCUUGAGGGCAACAGUACAAUAUUUGAAUUGAUUGUGGUGGUUCAAAAAAUCCCACAAGUGAAUGAAUAAAUAUGCAUUGGAAGCAAAAGUUAGGCCAUUUUGAAAGUUCUAGCAAAACUUCCACAUAAUCUUUUAAAAUAAUACAAUUUUAAGGGCACUCACUGUAUUCGUACAUCAGACAUUCUGUGAUUUGUUCAAAGAUUAACCAAAAACACAACUUAAGUUAAAUCAAGAUUCCUAUACUGGAGUGACUCGCUAACUAGGUUGCAGGAGGCACAGGAAAAGAUUUAACUUACCUUUUCUUUUAAUUAGAUCUUCCUUCUACAGAACUCCCUUUACCGCUUCUUGGUUCACUGAAGUUAUUCCAGAAGGCAUCAUUCUGUGAAACCACAAAUACCAUGGAUUGCAUGACUUGUAAACUUCUGGUCUUUAGAACAUAACAGAAUGAUGCAUUCUGUAACAACUUCAGUGACUCAAGAAGUGCCAAGAGGACUUCACAGAAAGAAAAACUUUAAUUUUGAAGUGUGUAUAUUGAAUGCCACCCCGAGCCUGUUGCGUGGGCACUGUAGCCACAGAUCUAGGUUUAAACUGAAUUUUAAUAUUGGUUUUAUAGUCCACCUUUACACCAUGGGAAACUGCAUGACAGGUGCUUUGGGAGUGCACAGUUCCUUCAGAUGGUGUGGUGUAUUAAUGCAGAAUUUACCCCAAUCUGGCUUCAGAAUCUGGCUUCCUUUUGUAUGUGAUGCAGAGAGCUUGCAUGAUUCAGUUUUCUAUUUGCUACAGUCUACUUCAAAAUGCCGCAUUUUAUUUCUGGUUUCACCAGCACCAUAGAAAAGUAUGAUAGCUUUUCUUCCAAAACGUUGCAAUAUGUUCACCAGCGUAUGCUGAGUGCCAUUGUAUUUUUUUUAGUUUUGACAAGUAAAUUUGUAUAAUAUGUACUCUAUGCACUGACCACUGGUGCCUCUGGGGCAGGUGGGAGGGUUCCUCUAAACAUGGCUCAAUUUCCCAGUUGCAUUAAUUCACCCCCGCGAUCAGUGAAUCCGGAGGACAAAAACACAUGUUGGCUCUGUAGGCUAAACCUUUGUCCUAGGAGUUGGCCUCAGUUAUCAAAGCAGUCGGGUUUUUUUUUUGUUUGUUUGUUUGUUUUUUUUUACUUUUGUAGAGCAAUAUUGGUGACUUAAAUUGUAUCUGGAGUUUCAAGCAGAAAUUCAGUAGUGCUGAUGGUAGAUAGGCACUUCCAUACCAGCAUGGUUUUGGAUCCAUACCAAAGUACUAAGCGUAAAGCGGAGUGGAGAAUUCAGAACGUCCUACAUGUAGUGAAUUGGGCGGGUAUAAAUGUAUGUUCGGUAAAGAGUUCUCACUGCUACCGGACGCGGGAAGUGAGAAUAAGACUGGAGGGGCCUAUGACACCAGUACUUUUGUUCCGUUUUCAGCAUUCCUCACAUGUCAGAGUCACACAGCCAUUAAAUAGCUUAGACAAAAAUCAGAUUUUCCAACACUAGACAUUGCAGUCAUCUUUUGAACAGAAUUGGACCCUAGCCACUUCCUGGAGUUGAUCGGGUGCUUUCAGGUAUAAGAGUCUUGAAACCUCCUCAUAAAGCCACAUUGUCCACUAGUUGUCAUGAUGAACAGAGUAGAGCUAGUUCUGAAAUUUGGAAUUGCGAUAUGCAUCUUUCUGAACGCACCAAAGACAUUUCUGUUUACAGUACCCGCCCGCCCCCACCACAUAUACACACACACGCACUUCUACAAUUGGUGCAGGCGUGCGCACACACACGCUUCUACAAGUGGAGCACUUUAUUUCAGUUCUUUUAAAUAUAGUGCCCUUGGGAGAGUUGGCAUCAGUACUACAUACUUUCUCCCUCUCCAUCCCACCUCUUAAGGCUCUGCUGGCCCAGUGCCUGAAGACUUGGGUGCUUUGCUUUGUACAUUUACCUCUAGCAUGGUAGUGCAACAGGUUUGCCACCACACCAUGGCUUCAGACUAGCUUACUGUAAGCGUAAUAAAUGAUUUAAAAAACAAUUCUGUGAAUUAUAUGAACAUUAAAGAGCAAGAUAUUGGCACCAUGUGACUUGGACUUCUCUGCGCUCUUGUUUAUCAAGAAGUUUCCUGCAGAUGUUUUUACAGUAUGUAUUUUAAAAAAAUAACUCAAACUAAUCCCAUUGUCUUUGACAAUUUAAAACUGGUUUUGUGCCUUGGCAACCUGUCUGCCCAGGUUAGAUUUGUGGGCCGUUAUUGAAAUUGUUUCUUAAAUCUCAACAUAACAUUAAAAACAGUUAUAAUACUUUGUUAGUGGAGGGAUUUCUUUUAAUUCCAUACAAUCCACACUCUGCCCUGCCAAAACGGCUUUAUGAAGAAUUUUCUUUGGUUGUGGAGAAACCAGAUUCAAAUUUUUCCUACAAAACUUGUAUGAUACUGUAUUAUGCUUUUUCUCCUUCAAUAACUGUAAAUAUUUGAGUAUUUAUUAGAUUAGGGCAUCAUAUUAUUCUUAUCUGAGCCAAAUGUCUGUGUGCAAUGUUUUUUCUUUUCUUACUAUGUCAUGUAAAGUUUUGUACAGCAUAUAAAGUAAAUUACUGUUUUUCUAAGUCUUUUUUAGAAUUGAACUUGGUAAAUACUGUAGAUUCUUUUUUCUGUGUAAUUAAUGCACUCUACUGUUUCAUAAUGCUGUAACUUGUAGAAAUGUUGUAUAUUUAUUUUCUGCUUAUUUAAGUUCCUGUAAAGUUUUUAAUGAAUUUUUACUGGUAUAUAUGGAAUUAGUGAUUGAUCAGUUUAGAGCACUGUCUUCUAAUUCAGUGCAAUCAAUAACGUUUAGUUACUGAGUAAAAAGUGCCUAAGUGACUUAGGCUCCUAAGUCCCAUUUUCAAAAGAGGCUGUGGAGUACCUCAGUCAGUCUCAAAGUCCAGGGGACUUGGGUUUCUGUGUGCCUAAAGUCUCUCUUGAAAAUUGUAUCCACAACUUAAUCCCCCAUUUCGGCCACGUUUAACUUUCUGGACUUAAUGAUUCAGCACCGUAGAUAGAGGCAGAGAUUUGAAGUAAAAUAUGAUAUGAAGAUGCAAACUCGGCCAAAUACCAAAGCCACAUCCAGAAUCAAUUUGUAGCUCAAAGCAUUAAUUUGUUACAAAUAACUUUAUCGGUCUAAGCAAAACAUUAUCAUCCCAAGGGGGCCAAGGGCAGUUUAUUCAAACAUAUUAUUAAACUGAAGUGCAGUAUUCUCAGUUAAUCGCUUUUUCAAGACCUAAACAAUGUGCCAAUCCCCCACCUUCUCGUUUUCCACUGCCUUCAGAUUUCACCCUCCCUGUGCUCCUACUGAAUCUGGCUGCCUCACUUCAUUGCUUCAGCCAGUUGCCAGAAUUAAAAAUUAUGCUGUAGAUUUUAGUUCAAUAACUUGAUAGUGCUUCCCGGUAACUCAAUAAUAACCCUGUUUUGGGAUAUUAAACACCUUAUCCUCAGUUUACAUAGUGCAGGACAUGACUGUUACCUCAUCAACAAGAAGCCCCUGCAAGUUAUUUAUAGAACUACUUUCUACUUGGAUUUUUAGAGUAAACUUUUGUAUCCGGGUUUCAAGACCACUCAUUACUGUAGCAAAGCUCCUUAUCAGGUACAAACAUAGCACUGAUCAUGUACUGAUUAAUCACUAACUUGUUUCAUAGGACCCAGCAUAUGUAGCAUUUUUAUUGCAAUUUCCCUGGCUUACUUGUGGUUUGCACUGAUGAAUUUUUGACAGGGUAAUUGCCACGUUACUUGUGCAAUACUGCUGUACAUAGCUACAGAUCUUUUUUUAAGAUGCAAUCUUUUAUGUUAAUGAAUUUUAUAUAAAUAAAACUUUCAUCUAUU